UAGAAAAAUAACAGGGAUUUUCAAAUAUUAAAAACGCCACCACUUUUCCACUGGCCAUCUACACUAGAUUAUAUAAUACGUCAUUGGAAACCGCUCAAUUUUGUCUAAUGAAAUCACUUUCUUUUUUCUACUUUUUCUAUUUUAGGUAUACUUACCCUAUAGCUUAUCCCAGUUGUAUGAGAUAUAUAUGAAAUAUCUAAUAUGUUAUAAAUAUAUCAGAAUAAUAUGUAUAUCACGAAAGUAUAAGUGUAUUUAUAUGUAAAUUGAACAUAUUAAGAACAUUUAAGAACCUAUGGUAAGAACCUAUUCUUCAAAAUAAACUUAGCCUUUCCUUAUAAUGCGAUCGUUUUGUAUAAAAUUGUUUGAUAUGCCUAUCACUGUUGAAACGAAUAUAUUUUUCUCUUUUUCUUAUUUGAAUGUUAGAAUUCUACCUUUUUAUCGUUCUUUCUCCUUUAUCGAAUUCCUUUUUCUAUAAAUCUUCCGUUCCUUCGUAUUCCUCAGACAAACUUGAAAUGAAUUUUCUUGCUACAAAUUUCCAAUAUUCUGUGUUUUAGCAGAAAAUGCUGGACAUUGAAACAAAAAUUGGGUAAACUUUUUCUUUUCCUUUAAUCAUAUAUUUAUGGUUUCUAACUCUACAAGUUGCAACUUCGGUUAUACUUAUCUGUAUUCUUUGUUUGCCAUGAAUACUUUAUGGACACACGGCCAAUGCGCAAGAAGUAACAUCUGAGACGUCUCACAAAUAUUUUCAGCAUACAGUGUUCAGUCGUCUAUGCACAAACGGUUUUAACGCAAAUACUUUUCAUCUUACCAUGCAGAAAUAAGAAGGACUGAAUAACAAACAUUAAUAAUUUCUAAAAGCAAACUUAUCGGUCAGUUCGUUUAAAAUGAUACUUAGUAGAAGUAUCAGUCGCCCAGUAGUAAUUGGCCUACGAUUGAUUGGAAUUUGGCCAGGUUCAUCUUAUGAAAUUAUCGUCCGAUGCAUUUGGGUAGCUAACAUGAUGUCUGCGCAAGUAUUUCAGUAUCGGUAUAUAAUAAAGCAUAUUAGUUCUGGAAACUUGGCAGACAUAGUAGACAGUGUGAGCACUACUUUGCCGUAUAGUCUACUGUUCUUUAAAAUAAUUAGCUUCUGGAUUAAACGCGGAAUAUUUAAAAACAUAUUGAUAGGAAUGUCUCGCGAUUGGAUCGACACUUCUACUGCCAAACUUGACGUACAUGUCAUGGUAAACAAAGCUGAACUUGCAUACCGUUGCUCAAACUUAAUUAUUAGCGUAUACGCUAGUGCCGUUUUUAUAUACGGCGGUAUGUUCCUGGAAUUCAGUCGUCAGGAUCAAGAUGACGGAUUUAAUAUAACAUCUCGACAAUUGUUAAUAAAAAUGGACCUUCCGUUUGCAUAUUAUGAAAGUCCGAUGUAUGAAUAUGUAUUUGUUUUACAAUUUCUUCAACUAUUAGCUACUGGAAUUAGCAUUGCUAUGUUAGAUGCUUUGAUAAUUACAUUGAUACUUCAUAUUGGCGGACAAAUAGAAAUGUUACACGAAGCUCUAGAAAAUAUUUCUAUCAAAGACGAAAAACAUGGAUCAUUACGAAAUGUCAUUAAAUCUUUAACUGAUCAUCAUUACCGGAUUAUCCUUAAUUCGGAAUAUAUCGAAAAAUUAUUCUCGUAUAUUGCUUUGAUGCAAUUAUUAUGUAAUACAAUCGUUAUAUGUUGUAUAGGUUUCUUAAUAAUAGUUGCGGUUAAUUCAUACGGUGACAUAAAAAUACUUAUGAAAAUUUUGUUA
Messenger RNA from Bombus impatiens (common eastern bumble bee), 1775 nucleotides. RefSeq lists its product as uncharacterized. Gene Ontology annotation, biological process: sensory perception of smell; detection of chemical stimulus involved in sensory perception of smell. NCBI's taxonomy places the organism in Eukaryota, Metazoa, Arthropoda, Insecta, Hymenoptera, Apidae. Gene Ontology annotation, cellular component: plasma membrane. The record is from RefSeq and is a predicted model, not a curated record. The transcript is spliced from 4 exons. The annotation marks the transcript as partial. Gene Ontology annotation, molecular function: odorant binding; olfactory receptor activity.